AUGGCUCUUCCCAAGAUGGAUCUAGAACCUGUUCGAGAGAAACUUCAGAAAUUCCAAAAGAGGCCAUCGUGCGCUGUGGGCCUUCAAAAUCUUUGUCACAGUCAUCCUGCAUGGGCAUGCUUAGCAAAAGCCUACCUACAGAUCAACAUCCCCAACAUAGUAGUGUCGUCAGCGAAAAUUACAGACCAGUCGAAGCCGCCAGCAAUCCUACAGGAGGUAAUACGGUGCUACAAAGUAUUAAAAGAACACUUAUCUGAUGAAGAAAUAUUGUCAUCAAAACCUGACGAAUUAUACAACAAGCUUGUUGAUAUCUACGUUCCAAAACCCCAAAACAGAAUAGCACCAGCCAACAUCCUAAACAAAAGCAUAAUAAAAACCUUAUCGAAACUAAGAAUAAACAACAAUGCGAAAACAAUCUUCUGGCGCAUGCAUCAUAAUUGUCUCCCUACAAAUACAUGGAAACAAAACAAAAAGUUAAUAUCCACGGAUAAAUGCCCCGUAUGCCAAUUACCAGAAACUCUUAACCAUGCCUUCCUCCAAUGCGAACAUACGAAAAAAGUAUGGGAAUUCCUAGAAAAAUUCAACAAUAUUCAAAAACCAUGUAACGAAAAUGAACUCAAAUGGCUUCAUAAUAUACAUAACAAAGAGGUAAAUUACGCUAUCUUAAUAACAGCAUUCGAAGCUAUCUGGAGAAGCAGAAACACAGCGUAUUUCCGAAAAAUCAACGAUAUAACGACAAUCACGAAAUUCAAGUUCCACUUACAAAGACUACUGGAAACGAUAAAUAAUAGUAAAAAAAAUCUAAAUACGAAAAAAAUCAACAACUGGGAAAAAACAGGAAUGAUUCAAGUCUCCAAAGACGAAAACUACCAAAUAACGCUACAGAUUGUAAACGACGAAAUGUUGCAUCGCAACCUUUCCAUAUAGCCUGUUUAAUCCACUUUCACAUCGUACUGUACAUCAUAAAAACAAAAUUGUAAAUCAGUACCGAAAAAAU
Molecule: messenger RNA, 997 nt
Organism: Centruroides sculpturatus (bark scorpion)
Lineage: Eukaryota; Metazoa; Arthropoda; Arachnida; Scorpiones; Buthidae
Exons: 2
Coding region: 1-927 (308 amino acids)
Source: RefSeq, a predicted model, not a curated record